AUACUUUUCAAGUAUUUUCGUGUUUUACCCUUCUCCAGCCGUUUGGCGUUCAGGUUUUUUUUUCUUUUCCAGAACUACCCUUAGGGUUUUUUCUUUGCUUGCUCUUCUUUAACAGCAAACCGGAAGAAACCUCCUAUUCCGACGACUUCCUCUCCUAAUAAUUUCUGAUCGGCUCAAUAUGGCCGGAUCCGGAGCCGGAGAAGGCCCGACCCUGAUAAAGCAACUCGCGGCUUGCGACAAGUCGAGCCGUGACAGAGCCGUACGGUCUCUCCUCGAUGGGUGGCUUCCUUCACAGAGUGAAGUCUCCGAUGAAGAGAUGAAGAGGCUGUGGAAAGGUCUCUUCUACUGCGUUUGGCACGCCGACAAGCUGCCCGCUCAGACCGACCUCAUCAACAAGCUUUCCUCGGUUCUGCCGAAGCUCGAACCCGGUCUAUCUCUCCAAUACUUCUCCGUUUUUCUUCUCACCAUGCGUCGUGAGUGGACCGGGAUUGAUAAGUUAAGGUUAGAUAAGUUUUACCUCUUAAUUCGUAGGUUGAAUUGCUUCUUUGCUAUGUUGAAGAAAUCGUCCUGGGAUUUGGAUUUUAUGCGUCGUUCGAUUAGGGUUUUAGUUGAUGGUACAUUUAUAGCUGAUGAUAAGUUUCAAGGUAAUGGCGUUAAUUAUCACAUUGCUUCGAUUUUUCUCGAGGAAAUUAGGCCCUUUUUUCCAUUAAGAAAGGAGGUUGUUGAGGUUCUAUUGGAACCGUUAGUUGGAAUCUUGGGGAAAGUGGGUGAUAAGGUUUUGGUUGGGAAGAUAAGGAGCAAUGUGUUUGAUGUGCUUGUUAAGACGGGAAGGAGAUUGCUGGAGCUUAAGCAGUCCGGUGAUGAGGUUGAUGAAAGCGAUGAUGUAGUUGUGUUCGGGACGAUUGGUUUAGUGAUGGGGUUCUCUACAAAGUUCUAUGAAUUGGGUUCUUCAGUAGAUUGCUGUCAGGGUAAUAGAAAGGCUGUGUUGGCAUUACAUGAGGAAUUCUUGAAGUUGGAGAAGGAUUUGACGUCAUUGGGUAUUGAUAUUUCGAUUCCCGAGGGUAAUGAAGGCAAUGAAGAAGAUGAGGUACCUGAAUUGAUACCUGUUGGUGGUGAGACAGAUGCGAAUGUUUCAAAUGAUGUUUUGGAGCCAGUUGAAGUUAAUAUUACUGGUUCUGCGAAGAAGGCCACAAAGAAAAGCAAGAAGGCCAAAAAGGCAACUGGGGACAAUGGUAAAAAGACUAAGAAAAGCAAGAAAACUGAAUGUAGCCCUGCAGAUCAGGAGAAUGAUGUUAAGUUACCUGCAGAGGUUGCCAGUUCUAAUAUCGAGCAGAAUGGUGAUGGGGAUUCUAUAACAUUUACUGAAUCAGUGAUUUCAAACCUUCAGCUCCAGUUUGAGAAGGUUGCCGCAGAAGUGGGUUUGAAUAGCGAUGUUGCAACUGCCUGUGAUUUACCAAAAGUUAAUGGUGCUGUCUCCAAGAAGAGAAAGAGAGCAAAGGGUUUGAAUGGCCGAAAACCUCAGAAUGGGGAGCUAACUGGUGAAGCUGAUGGUGAAGGAGAUGGAACUGCGAAAACUUGCGAGAAUAGCACGAAGAGGGUAAGAUUUUCAAUGAAAAGCAAUCUGGUUUGGAAGCCCCACAGUCCUUUACCUCCAUUAAGUUUGAGGUUACCUCCUGUUACUCCUAGAGGAAGUGCACUUAAGCAAGGAAUUCCUCCAGGUCCUAUAAAGGAAAUGGCUCCUAUGACUAAGAGAAAGAAAGCUAAAUCUGUGAAGAAGGCUCGGAAAGUGAUAAAGAGUAUGUAUCCUCUAGUCAAACGCACAAAGAAAUUGAAAUCUACUUCCUCUUAGCAGAGUCUGCUCAAGGGAAAUGCCUCCUAUGUAUAAGAUGGUGAAGAAAACUAAAUCUGGGAAGAAGGCUCAGAAAGUGAAAAAGAAUGUGUAUCCUCUAGUCAAACGAACGAAGAAAUUGAAAUCCAUGCCCUCUUAGCAGAGUCUGCUUUGUGAGUUUCUUAUGUGGAACAAGUUUUAUAUGCUUAGUCAUUAAAAUUCUUCUAAAUUUGGGAGUCUUUGUCUUGUUUUUCUCUGUUUAAACCUUCCAUAACACAUGUUAUAUUUACUUGGUAGACCUUUUGGUCUAUGAAUUCUGAAGUUGAUUGUGAUGAGAAGGUGAUUUAUCCAUGAGUGAAAGAUGGAUUGAAUUAAUCUUUGAA
Messenger RNA from Gossypium raimondii (Peruvian cotton), 2211 nucleotides. RefSeq lists its product as uncharacterized. Lineage: Eukaryota; Viridiplantae; Streptophyta; Magnoliopsida; Malvales; Malvaceae. Gene Ontology annotation, biological process: rRNA processing. The record is from RefSeq and is a predicted model, not a curated record. Gene Ontology annotation, cellular component: nucleus; preribosome, small subunit precursor; preribosome, large subunit precursor.